This is a messenger RNA of Drosophila albomicans, 852 nucleotides long. Its product is annotated as PITH domain-containing protein GA19395. Gene Ontology annotation, cellular component: nucleus. The record is from RefSeq and is a predicted model, not a curated record. The transcript is spliced from 5 exons. Lineage: Eukaryota; Metazoa; Arthropoda; Insecta; Diptera; Drosophilidae. The coding region runs from base 101 to 739 and encodes 212 amino acids.
AUAAGACAUAAUCGAUAAAUAUGCACAGCAUUCAACAAUUACUUGCAUUAAAUUCUUGUCACAUUGUCAUUUAUUUUGUUUAAACUUAAUAAUUGCAAUUAUGCCUCACGGACAUUCACACGAUCAUGGACAUGGUUGUAGCCACGAGGCAACCGAUGUUGACCACGCACUGGAAAUGGGCAUCGAGUAUAGUUUGUUUACAAAAAUCGACCUCGAGAAUACGGAAUGUUUGAACGAAGAGACCGACGGCAGCGGCAAAACUGUAUUUAAGCCCUACGAAAACCGCCUGGACACGAGUAAGUUUGUGCAAAGCGAUGCAGACGAGGAACUGCUAUUCAACAUACCGUUCACCGGCAACAUAAAGCUAAAGGGGAUUAUUAUAAGCGGUGCCAAUGAUGAUUCCCAUCCUAACAAGGUCAAAAUUUUCAAGAAUCGGCCAAAGAUGACAUUCGAUGAUGCCAAAGCCAAGGCGGAUCAGGAGUUUGAGCUAACGCGGGAUGCACGGGGAGAAAUCGAGUACUCACCCAAAGUUGUCACCUUUUCCUCGGUGCAUCAUUUGUCGCUGUAUUUUCCAAGCAAUUUUGGCGAUGACAACACGCGCAUCUAUUACAUUGGACUUCGCGGAGAGUUCAGUGAAGCCCAUUACCAUGGUGUUACUAUUUGCAACUAUGAGGCGAGAGCGAAUGCCGCCGAUCACAAAGAUAAGGCUUUUGAUGGCGUUGGUCGUGCUAUCCAAUAAGUUUAAAAAGAAUAUCAAAUAAAUGUUUAGAACUGAAAACUGUAAUACUUACUGAUUGAUGGAAUUGUAAUGAACUUGUACAGCUUAUAAAAAAGAGAUGUUUCUUUAAUUUA